GCCCACGAGCCAACGGGAAAAUGACGACCAGGUUCAAGAAGAACCGGAAGAAGCGCGGCCACGUCAGCGCCGGCCACGGCCGCGUUGGCAAGCACCGGAAGCACCCAGGUGGUCGCGGUAACGCUGGUGGCCAGCACCACCACCGCAUUAUGAUGGACAAGUACCACCCUGGCUUCUUCGGCAAGGUUGGUAUGCGCCACUUCCACUACGCGCGGAACAAGUACUUCUGCCCCAUCAUCAACCUGGACAAGCUCUGGACCCUGGUUGGCGAGGAGGCCCGCGAGCAGGCUGCCAAGGACAAGAGCUCUGCGGCCGUCAUUGACGUGACGAAGUACGGCAUCUCGAAGGUGCUGGGCAAGGGCCAGCUGCCUGAGCAGCCCGUUGUGGUGAAGGCCAAGUUCUUCUCUUCUCUGGCUGAGAAGAAGAUCCGCGCCGUGGGCGGUGACUGCAUCCUCACCGCUUAAGUGUGCUCUUGGCUGUGCAAGCAGUUCACGGGCCACUCGCGUGGUGCGUGGCACGGCGCGGCUGUUUCCCUCGCUGGUGACUAGCUUCUGGCGACCUGGACAGCGGCACUUGCGGAGGAAAUGGUUGUAACGUGUUCAUGAUGAGGCUGGAGUUGUCUUUCCCCGAGCUUAAGGGCAGCAUCAGUUGAAGGGGCAGUGUUCAGUGUUCAGCUAUGAACGCAGCACCUCCCGUUAUGGAAGCAAGAGGCAGUGAAGUUGUAGAACCGCCUAGGAAAGCUAAGCAUAGGGGCACAACGGGUAUGUAACAUAAGAACCAAACGCCUUCUUAACGGAUAGUAGCUGCCUUGCAUAAA
Messenger RNA from Astrephomene gubernaculifera, 817 nucleotides. The record is from the annotation of a GenBank genome assembly. Lineage: Eukaryota; Viridiplantae; Chlorophyta; Chlorophyceae; Chlamydomonadales; Astrephomenaceae.